Magallana angulata is the source of this 2830-nucleotide messenger RNA. RefSeq lists its product as uncharacterized. The coding region runs from base 109 to 2280 and encodes 723 amino acids. The transcript has 13 exons. The record is from RefSeq and is a predicted model, not a curated record. NCBI's taxonomy places the organism in Eukaryota, Metazoa, Mollusca, Bivalvia, Ostreida, Ostreidae.
UAGCAUGAAGUUGACCAAGGUGCACCGAAUGAAUAAAAAAGUUAUUCGAAUUUCCUCGAAUCAAAACCGCGGCAAAUGCAAAAAAUGCUUUUAUUUCAAUGAAUUAUAAUGCCAUUUAAAAGGUUUUCUCGAUCCCGAAGACAACCGAAGUGGAUAGAUAAACAGAUAUUAGAAGACUCCCAAAAGCGACCUGCAUAUCCAGCGAAAAUAGUGAAGGACAUAUCCGGGCCAUUGGCAGAUGGGAGUUUGGUUCGAGAGAUCAGCGAUUUCGAAGUUUACAUCAAAGCUGUAUUUACGCCAGAAUCUCUGAAAGAAAUCAAAAGUGAAUAUGAUUCUGAGUUGGAUUGGAGCAAAGCUUUGAUUAUUGUGAAUCAGUACUCAGUGGAAUUUAAAUUCCAUGAUCAAUUAGAAUUUUGUGAAUACUACAUCAGAGUAGAAAAGUUCCAAAUAUGGGAUCUGCAAGUAGGCUUUGAUCUUAAAGAAAAUGUCAGAUUUUGUAUGGACAAUACUGCUGUCCAAGAGAAGGCAAAGGUCAAAUGGAAGGAAAUGAGGUCCACUGGACUUACGGAGAGUUUCUCUCUGACGCAGUGUCUGGAAGCAAUGCUACAGAACGACUCCAGUCUGUCCCUCGACCUGACUCAUGGUGGCCAUGAUACCCAGACCGAGACACAAGAGGAUUCUCCAAGAACGUCUACCAAUAAUUCAGCCUCUACAAAAGACUCGAGGAGUUUACUUAAAGCAGUGAUGACUGUGGAGGAAUUCAAGAUAAGUGUUCCCCAGCAAAGAGAGUUGGAGAAUAUUAAAGAGUGGGAGGAUAACUACAUCCCCACACAGUCUGAGACGGACUCGCCCCCUGUGGAUAUCCCCUGUGGUCAGCCCUCAGUCAGUCUGGACAGUCCCGAAGAUAUUCAACCAGGUCAGCCCAAUCAAGAUAGAGUAACAUUACCCAGAAAGUCACCAAGGAAAAAACUUAGUGAUGAAAAAAUGGCAGAGAAGGAAUACCUCAGAGAAAGAGAAGCUGCACAGUCCCCUGAGAGCCCUGUUAAAGAAAAUGAGCAGACUAGUCCAAGGAAAAAAGAUACUGACGACUAUAGAGUCAAAGACCUUACAAGUGAGCCAGAGAAACAAGCAUUCCAAACUGAGGACCAUCAAGAGGAGAAUUACGUUUUUACUGGAGGAACUCAAGGCUUUGUCCCACAGCUAGAGGGAGAAGACCUACCAUGUACUGCCCCCUUUUCUCCCCAGUUAAGUCCAGACAACACUACCGACAGACAGAUUAGUCCUGUCCAUAGUUCAGGAGACAACAUCUUACCUGUUCAGGACACAUCUCCAAUUCUGAUUUCUAGCUCGGGAGAGGCCACUGGUAGUUCAGGAGGUUCCCGGGAAAACUGCGGAAAAGGAAGUGAAGAGAAUCAAAAGAGUUCCUCUGACGAACCACAGUUUCAUUUGUCUCCCCCUGUGUUGAGCGCCAGUCCCCGAAACUCUGGAGAAAAAAGCAGAGAAAGUCCGAGACUUCAAAAUUUGAGUCGGUCGGCUACAAAAUCCUUCCAGGACUACUUUGAGAUGAUGGUGGAAAGUGAAAGAUUGCGCAAGUUGGCUGACGGUUCCACUGAUAAAAGAGAGCUGAGAAGCAAGAAAAGGUUGUUAGAGGAUUCAAAUGAGGAGAGUACAUUAGAAAAGAGGAAAAGAACACAGGACAGAAAAAGCAAGGCAACUGAUGGUGAAAGUGGGGAGAAAUCAAGUGAUAGGGGUGAAAGGGGUUUUGUAUCCAAUGUGAUGGAUAAGAUGUUGAAUUUUGUGGGGAGUAGCAAAAGUUCAAGUAAGGAAGAAGAGGAUUCAAUUUAUAUUCAAAACUUUUCAAGUUCUUUUGAAGACCCAUGUGAGGAGUCCCAGUCUUUAAUUCAGCCUAGUAAAAAAUCAAACUCUAAAGGCUCCCCCAAAAAAAUCAAAGGGGAUCAAGGACGGAAAGAAACUGCAGCAAAAUCCAAAGCGGGCAGUGUAAAUGAUGUUGAUUUACCUCUUAGUAUUAGCAGCACAGAAGAAGGGAAAAUUCAAUCAGAGGACCUUGUAGAUAUACCAGUACAUGUCCUUAAUAAUUCAGAGAGGCCAACCACUAGUCAGUCAGCCAUGAUGGAACAGGAUCAAGAAAUAUCCUCAUCACAGCUUCCACCUUUGCCAAAACAAGAGGAACCAGACGAAGAAAUAGGACGAAAAUUAUUUCACCUCAAAUUGCCACCUGACUUAAAGGCAAAAGUUCUGAAUUACUGGAAACACAAAUGACUUUCAUUGCUAAUGUUUUGAUUCAUCGGGUUGUGUUCAUUUUUUCAGAAGGUCACUCUGCUGACUUUGUGGCAAUCACUGGUUGCCCAUCAUCAUUUGUCCAAGUCAUCCAUCGAAAGAAAUAUAACGUUUGAAUAUAUCUUUUUUUUCAAUCUUGUCUAAUUUUAAAAUAAGAGGGCAAUAGCUGUAAUAAUUGAUGCAAUUUGUUUUUUACACUUUUGUCCAAGUCAUCCAUUGAAAGAAAUAUAACAUUUGAAUAUAUCUUUUUAGCUCACCUGAGCCAAAGGCUCAAGUGAGCUUUUCUGAUCACAAUUUGUCCGUUGUCUGUUGUUGUCGUCUUCGGCGUCGUUGUUGUAAACUUUUCACAUUUUCAUCUCCUUCUCAAGAACCGCUGGGCAGAUUUCAACCAAAUUUGGCACAAAGCACCACUAGGUGAAGGGGAUUCAAGUUUGUUCAAAUGAAGGGCCAUGCCCUCUUUAAAGGGGAGAUAAUUGAGAAUUAUUGAAAAUUUGUUGGUAUUUUUCAAAAAUCUUCUUCUCAAAAACUAUUA